UCCCCCUUUUUUUUCCCCCGUCACGUUCAACACGGAAGUUACACUCGCGAGGGGGAAACAUGUCUGUGUCGAGCGGCUGCUACAAACCUGUGAGCCAUGUCCUCUUCGAUAUGGACGGAUUGUUAUUAGACACGGAGCGACUGUACACCGUGUCCUUCCAGGAAAUAUGUGACCGGUUCGGGAAGCGGUACACGUGGGAGGUGAAGGCCUCGGUGAUGGGCAAAAAGGCUCUGGACGCCGCCCAAAUCAUCCGGGACGCCCUGGAGCUCCCCAUGACGGCCGAAGAGCUCCUCGCCGAGAGCAGACAAAUACAGGAGAGGAUAUUCCCUUCUGCCAAGCUCAUGCCAGGUGUGGAGAAACUGGUGCGCCAUCUCCUGAAGCACGCGGUCCCCGUCGCGGUGGCAACCAGCUCAGCCGAUGUGACGUUCCGGAUGAAGACGGGCCAGCACAAAGCCUUUUUCAGUCUGUUUGACCACAUUGUGCUGGGCGAUGAUCCCGAAGUGAAGAACGCCAAGCCUCAGCCCGACUCCUUCCUCGUCUGUGCCAGCAGAUUCAACCCUCCUGCUCCUCCGGAGAAGUGCCUGGUGUUCGAGGACGCGCCCAACGGCGUGAAGGCGGCACUGGCGGCGGGGAUGCAGGUGGUGAUGAUUCCCGACGAUAACCUGGACCCCAUCCUCACCCAGGAGGCCACGCUGCGACUCAGGAGCAUGGAGGAGUUCCGGCCGGAGCUCUUUGGCCUGCCGGCAUUCGACUGAGCCUCUGUGUCCUACUCCAUUCCGAUCACUCGAAGGAAACGGGGAUGAUGGAGUAAAACAAAAACAAAAACGAGAUGAUUUUCCUGCUUACCCUGCUGUGGGGAAUGUUAUAAGCUUUUCUCGCCAGCUAAUGAUAUUCAGUUAUGACGGAUGAGACAUCACAUCAGUGAACAAGACCUUUAAGCUGUUUCACCUCAGGCCAGUUUAUUAGCAAUCCAUCUUGUGGCUCCUUGCCCAAAGCUUUUUUAAAAAACAUAUAUUACACUUCAUUUGUCACUUUGCCUUAGGGGUGUGCGGAUAUUUACAUGGUUGAGGUUUUUCGAUAUUUGCAUCCUUACCUUCUGCCCCCUUCCCGCUAAUGAAAUCAAUUUGUAGGAACAAAAUCAGACCUCAAGCUGAGGGUUCAGAUGACUAAGACUUCCCUACCUGCCGUAAAUAUUUGCCAGUGAGGUCUGUACGACACAGGGACACUGUCUAAAAAAAGUUCAAUAACAGUUGAAAUUUUUCAUUUUGAGCAUCGCAAUAUAAGUUCCAUUCACACAUUCAUUGUACUGUACUGUACUGUAAAUCAGAAAUCCUAUAAUUUUGACGCACGGAUGAACAGAUUUCAACAGAUGUUGUUGGAGGCACCCACCAACAUGGAACUCAUUAAAUGGGCAGAUCCAGAA
Messenger RNA from Scophthalmus maximus (turbot), 1423 nucleotides. Its product is annotated as pseudouridine 5'-phosphatase. The record is from RefSeq and is a predicted model, not a curated record. The coding region runs from base 60 to 755 and encodes 231 amino acids. Gene Ontology annotation, molecular function: phosphatase activity. The transcript has 4 exons. Lineage: Eukaryota; Metazoa; Chordata; Actinopteri; Pleuronectiformes; Scophthalmidae.